This is a messenger RNA of Sycon ciliatum, 2244 nucleotides long. RefSeq lists its product as uncharacterized. The record is from RefSeq and is a predicted model, not a curated record. The transcript has 9 exons. The coding region runs from base 100 to 1878 and encodes 592 amino acids. Gene Ontology annotation, molecular function: cysteine-type endopeptidase activity. Gene Ontology annotation, biological process: proteolysis. Lineage: Eukaryota; Metazoa; Porifera; Calcarea; Leucosolenida; Sycettidae.
CGCAGAACUGUCGCCUCCUAGCCCUAGCUGAGCACUGUAUUCUGAAUACCAACAACCAGAUAAGAAUUUGAAGGCAGUGCCUCGAUAUCUCCGGGAGAAAUGGGGGCAGACUACUCUCAACUCGAUCAUGAAACGGGACCAGUUUCGCCAUCGCGCACAUCCACGUCCAGCGAUGACUCUCAAUUUGAAGUGUCUGGCACAAUUCAAGACUGGAUGGUUGUCACGUCCAAGAACACCCUGGACGUUGAGGAUCGUGUGCUGCAGUUCAACCCGGCAACGAGUCGUGCAGUUUGCGCCGGUGUGGGCUACUCUCUGAGUGACAAGGCGAUGAAGAAGUUGGACCUGGGAAAGUCGGCCGAGAAAGAUCCAGUGCGUCUGUCCUCAAUAUUGCGUGAUCCUCUCGGCUUGCCGGCUAAUCAUGUGGAGUACUUGACGUCGAAAUCGUCGGAUAACCCAGCCACCAUGUCUAACUUGGUUGCCUACAUCUCCGACGCUGCUGAAAAGGUCGGUGAAGACGGUCUGCUACUGGUGUCCUUCUCCGGUCACGGAGAGGUGCACACGAACCCGGACGGCUCUAAAAGCGGCGUGCUGAUCCCGGCCGACAACCCCGGCUCAACCACCGUCAAUGUCCUCACUGCCCGCCUUAUCGAGCGGUCACUGAAGAAGUGCAAGGCAAGGCACAUUGUGAUAUUUCUAGACUGCUGUCACGCCGGACUGUUGGCAGCAUCCCUCGCCGAGGACACUGUACAGUCCACGUCACAAUCAGAGCUCUAUGUACUGGCCGCCUGCUCCACGUCCGAAGUAUCACUCGGCCACUCCGAGCUGGGUAGUGGCUUCUUCACAUUCUUCACAUCCGAUUACCUACGUCGGCAUGGCAACCACGGGCAGUUGCCGAUCGGUGCGGCCAUGAAGCAUUGCCAGUCGUUGUGCCCAGCCAUGGCCAAGCUGUGCGUGCGCUCGCAGAGGGAGAAGGCAUCCAGGGCACCCGGCACGAAGUAUAUCAUGCAUCCAUUGCUACGGACUAAGCUCCCCAGUCUCAGUAGCCAGGAUGCCGUAGAGGAGAUGGCCCUGGACGUGCCAGAUGCUGCACCUAGAUACCUCCCUAAUGAUGAGCUCUCUACGAAGUUCCUGGGUCAGUUUGUCUCGAGCAGUGAGGGUGGUGACGUUGGUAAGAAGGUGUUUGACCGUGUUCCAGCAGCAGUCACCUGGCUGAAUGAGACCGCGAUGCCUUGCAUACAGCUAUUGUACUGUAACGGAUACCUAUCGCCUGGGUACGAGGAGCACCGGGAGGUGAUGUGCUGUGUGGUGUGCCUACUCUCACGCAGUGUGGCCACCAUCUACGUAGACUACGGCGAAGGAGAGCUCAGCGACCCAGACAUGUUCCUGGCAUUCUUCACCUACAUCUACCACUCGUUUGUACAGGCCGUAGAAGACGAGUUGCCCAACAAGGAUCUUCUGGACGAGGAGCGGCCCAAGAUUCUCAAUCAGCACGCCAUCCUCGGCGCGCGCCACUACGUGGCCGGUCUGGCCAAGGCACUGGACAGCGGCCCGGUUGAGCUGAGGCCCUACGUGAAACUCCUUCUGGAUAUGAAGUCGGGGCUGAGUAAGGACGUCGACGAAGACAGCAAGCCAACCACAGCACGCCGGCACCCGCCGUCGUCACAGCAACAGCAUGAGGAAGCAAGUGGCAAUGCCAACACUGCGGCGGUAGUGUCCUCCGGGGACUGUGUCGAUGGUCAGGCGAGUGUAGCGCGGGCGGCCGGCGCUGGACAGGAGCAUCACCUUACCGAAAGCAGAGAGGAGGUUGAGCGUAUCUUACAGCGUCUUGAACUGGUUGCUGAUAUGAGAGUGGACAGGAGUGGAAUGAACAUUGCAUGAGGGACACGUCUGCCGUGCUUGCUGCAAUACAGCUGAGUCUACAUGUACCUGAGGCUGUGAUGAACACGAUUGCUACGUGGGUACGGCAGCUGGUGUAUGGAUAGACGGACAAUAUUAUGUGUGUGUAUUUGUCUGUUGUGUGUGUGUGUGCACGCGUGCGUGUGGGUGUGUGGUUGUGUGUGUUUCUGCAUACACACGUGUCAGGGCAAGAGGCAGAGAGAAGAAGGGGGGGGCUUAGAUUAAAUGUUGUUUGGAAAAUACGUGUGCAUGUAUACUCCAUGUGCAGACUGGUAAAAGCGUUAAUUAUCUGCUGCUGCAAGAAACAUGUGUUUACACUAUCGUUAAAAAACAUUUUGUAUAGUUUAA